CGAUUACGACAUCCGAUAUCCCUCCUAACGCCUCGAAUGCAACGGAGGAGCGGACCGACACAUACGGCUUUCAGUGUCAACACUGCAAGGCGUGGGUCGUCUAUGAAAGCGACCUUCCCUUGCACUACUCGGGUCCGUGGGCCACCCCAAAUGCCCUUUUUGCAAGGUCGGGUUCAAGGAUCGGCCAUCGCUCGAAUCGCAUGUAACAUCGGACCAUGGUGACACUGGUUGCAAACGAUGCUACCAAAUAUUCAAUUCAGCGGAGGAACUGCGAAUUCAUCAUGAAACCGUGCCCUCGCACGCCUCUAUCGAUAUCGCGUCUAGACCUCGACAGGCAGUAUUCCCCAGUUUCCGAACGUGUGCAAGAAUCGAACGCACCGUACGUACACAAGGAACGAGGCUCGGACAACGGCGGGCUCGAAGCCGAUGGACUAUCUGAGCACGAAGAUGAAGCACCGCAUACGUCGCCACCGCCACUCAUCGCGGAGGUUUGUUCUGCGACCGUGGUUGAGCACCCCAUCGUCCCGCCCGCGCCACAGAGCAUCUCGUGGCAUUGCAGGAUCUGCACGCGGGACCCCUGUGAUGAGCCUACCGCGACGAUCUGUGGGCAUGUAUUCUGUUAUCAGUGCAUUAUCCGUGAGAUAUCGGAGAAAAUGCAUUGUCCUGUUUGCGGUCGACUGUUUCUGCUGAGGUUGCACGCUACGAUCUGAGUAGCGUAUCUCGAGGUUAGGGCCGCCAGUAGCGCGGAUGCAGUUUGUUGAGGCCACUACGCACUGGUACUUGCAAAUUCAGAUACUUGGCGUUUGACGAGCCAAAUACGAGUCGUAGCGAUCAUAUGCAGUACUAGGUUUUCGUGUAUGCAUACAAGUGAUAAGUUUAGUUGUCAAUGUAUAUGAUGAGGAGCUCGACCCUGAGAGCGAUCCACUGAGCACUUUGGCAUUCG
Messenger RNA from Rhodofomes roseus, 943 nucleotides. RefSeq lists its product as uncharacterized. NCBI's taxonomy places the organism in Eukaryota, Fungi, Basidiomycota, Agaricomycetes, Polyporales, Fomitopsidaceae. The coding region runs from base 216 to 710 and encodes 164 amino acids. The transcript is spliced from 6 exons. The record is from RefSeq and is a predicted model, not a curated record.